Molecule: messenger RNA, 2577 nt
Organism: Pomacea canaliculata
Lineage: Eukaryota; Metazoa; Mollusca; Gastropoda; Architaenioglossa; Ampullariidae
Exons: 7
Coding region: 1049-1975 (308 amino acids)
Source: RefSeq, a predicted model, not a curated record
UAUGUUACCUUCUGUGUCUUGUAUGAAAUAAAACCUAUUGGCUUCAUUGUCUGUUUCCGUGCACAGCGACAGUGAGCAGCCACCCAAACAAAGAACUUGUUAUUUUGUUCCCCUUUCCCUCAAUCCCCUUCCAGAGCCGUGUGUAAGUGAGAGUGAAGCGAAGUCUAGUCUUUGAAAUGUGCGAGUAGAAUUUAUGUCAGGGGCGGCCAAAGUUUUCUUUUUGCAGGUCGGUCUCAAAAUCUGAACAAUGAGGCGGGCAGGUAAAAAAAAAACCAGGCCAGGUAAUUACACAACACACCUAGUGAUAAUAGAAUGGAGAACAAAUGAGUACAUAAUGGCCUUCACUUACAGAAUGUAUUGUGUAAAGUGAAGCUGUUUGAAUUCGCUCACAAUAAAACUUUAAACCAGUCUUACCUUUGAAGGCACCACCCCGAUGUUCUUUGACGACUCCACCCGACACGUCGGCCAUGUUGUUUUGUAUCUUUGUACUUUGUGUUAGAAUGUGACAGAUUGCUAAUUUCAAAUAUGCUGAACUUAAUAAAUUAAAUUUCAAUGUAAUUAACCUAGGGGAUAACAAAAGUGAACUCCACAUUUUAGUAGACGGGCCGAUCCCAAGACAUCUGCAAAAAAAAACUAUGCCCACCCCUGAUGUAUGUGCUUGUUUGUGUUCAUUUGUGUAGACUACAUUGCCAGGAAUAUGACAGAACACAGAAUGUGGAGAAAGUAAUAGUCGGGGUGGAGAGACAGGUUGUAAGUGUAGACAGGAAAACACGCAGCCUGUCCAUCAGAUGCAGGGCCAGAGACAGAGAAUGAGUGACGGCCGAACCUCUCAGUCUGAUACACGGGACAGAGAGAAACCCUGGGUGGGCAGAGCCAACUCACCUGGUUACACAUUGAUUGGGGCGAGGCCAUGAAUAAUACCCGGGCAAAGCAUGACGGUCUUGAACUCCAUGCGAGCCCAGACUUGCGGUCAAUGAAUCAAACAGAAGUGGUGUGACAUCAUCAUCAUUGUGAUUGCGGAAAUAUUGCCAACAGCCAUAUACAUAAAAUGAUGAUCAGCAGCACAAGUAGGACAACACGAAUCUGUCUUUUCAUAGUUCCAACACUUGUGACGGUUGCACUCGUGUACACGUUCGUUCCACUGCGAUACAUCAUCGAGUCUCCACCUCCAUCUUUGCCUCCGUAUGCACCUGCAUAUGCACCUCUACCUCCAUGUGAAGAAAAGGCCGGCAUGGACGUGUGUGUUGCAUGGAGAAGUUAUGCAAGAAAAUGCUCACCGAUUCCAUGGUGGGGUAUUAUCUGCGACAUGGAAAGCGACUGGUCCACGACAGAUUUUAGCUGUAAAGACAAGCGAAUGAUGAGCAACUGGCCCGUGUGCUUCGACAACAACCUGGUGCCCUCCACCGGAUGCAUCGUGUACUCUUUUGGAAUAGACUACGAUUUUCGCUUCGAUGAUGCCAUGGCAAAUGUGGGGUGUACAGUCUAUUCCUUCGACCCCAGCAUGAUGGACACACAGGACCACAAGCGCGGGGACCGUGUUUUCUUCAAGCGCAUUGGCAUCAGCGAUAAGGACGACGACCACUACAUGCCUCAUAUAGAUGAUUAUGUGAGGAGACGGAAGGCUCCCAACGGUUGGCAAAUGAAACGCCUUCAGUCCAUCCUAGACCAGCUUGGACACAAAAAGGAACAACUGACCGUGCUCAAGAUGGACAUCGAAGGCUAUGAAUGGAAUGUCACACAAGACCUCAUCACUUCAUCGAUAUUGCAGUCCAUUCCCCAGCUUCUCAUCGAAUGGCAUAUAUUCGAGGAUUUCCCAACUCGUCAACAAGUCCCUGCUGCAGCGGAUACCUACUUCGGGGUCAAGGAGAUUGGUUUCCGGAUGUUUGCCACAGGGGGCUAUGUUAGGACUCACUCUCCAGUUUCAGCUUUGAGAACACAGGCAGAAGUUGGAUACGUGAAUACAAAACGGAAAUAAUCAGCUUUGCUCUUGUAUUGUUACAGACAUUGGUAUUUCAAUUGUUUUACAUUGUGGAAAUCAAUUUAGCUUGUACAUACAAACUGUUUCUGUCGAUGGUGUGUAAGAUUUGUUAUCCUCCAUGCAACUGUUGUAUCCAGCUAAGCCUUGUGUCCCCUUCUUUGUAUCCUUUUUGAAUUUAACUGACAUCAUAAAUGCUUCCCUCAUGUCUGGACACUUUCCCCUUGAGAUCAUCCACUCGUUUAUAAAGAAACCAUCUGAUUAAGAUAUUACAGAAAUGUUUCAAACCUAUCCUUCUGUCCAAAAUUCUGGAAAAGAUUAGUUUUUAUCAGCUUAUUGUACAUGUGGAGCAAAAUCAUCUUCAUCCAUUCCAGUCGGCUUACAGAAAACACAAUAGUUUAAAAUUGAGUUUUAAUCUGUCAUCAACAGGACUGGCACAAUAAAGUCACCAGUGACAUGUUUCUCUGUAUAUUCUUCUUUUGAAACGGCUAAUUCGCAUAGUCCAUAUCUCUCUGACCUCAGAAAUAUAGGUUUCAGAUACACCUUUGAUUCAGAUUAGGUAUAACGACUUUCAGUGUAAUAAAUGUUUGUACUGUAAACAA